AUGCUUCCGGUUGUCCCCGGAGACCAAAAGCUGGCUUCGCCGGAAAUCUGCUGCGAAAUGAUUAUUGUUGUCCACCAUUCGAAGCCUCCGGGGGAAGCUAAAGUGAAGAAGGGAUUCGAUGCCCGGGAUACCCACGAGGGCUCUCACAGGACCUCGAACACGUCCUUCGAGGGUCGGGCCUACUUUUAUCCGAAUCGGUUGCCAGCGGCCGUCCUCGAAAUCCGGCAAACCAAGGCAAACGACAGCGGAGUCUACCGAUGCCGGGUGGAUUUCCACAAGAGUCCUACCCGGAACACCCGGGUACAACUUUCGGUGAUCACUCCCCCGGAAAAGUUGCUGAUAGUGGAUUCCAGUGGCCAAGGGAUUCGGGAUUUUGUCCUGGGCCCUUACAACGAGGGAGCAUCAGUCAAUUUCACCUGUGUUGCCAGUGGAGGACGCCCAACGCCGACAGUCAACUGGUGGUACGACAACGAAAUCGUGAACCAUUCGGCCACGGUCCUGUCGGAUCGGCGGGUUAAAAACACUCUGAUCCUGAGCCGGCUGGAGCGGAAACACCUGAAGGCAGUGUUCACGUGCACCGCCAGCAACAACAACGUGACCGUGCCGAUUUCGGCCGCGGUCACGCUCGACAUGAACCUGAGACCAUUGAUGGUUCGAUUGCAGGGCAAGAAUCGGCCCCUCUCUGCAAACCACACCUACGAUCUGCAGUGUGAGGUCCAUGGAUCCCGGCCGGCCCCUAUCAUCACCUGGUGGAAGGGCAGCACCCAGAUGAGGGGCCACAUGGAAACGACCGAUCCCGAGGGAAACGUUACGGUGUCCAUCCUGGCAUUUCGACCGACCAUCGAUGAUAAGGGCAAGUACCUAUCCUGCCGGGCUGAGAUGGCCGUCAUUCCGGAUGCUGGCAAGGAGGACGGCUGGAAGUUGGACAUUUACCAUGUUCCGGUGGUGACCCUCGAGUAUGGGACCAACUACAACUACACUUCAUCCAUCCGGGAGGGAGCUGAUGUUUACUUCGAGUGUAACAUUAAAUCCAAUCCCUGGGUGUAUAAAGUGACCUGGAAGCAUCAGGGCAAGGAACUUUCGUCCAGCAUAGUGGAUGGGAUUAUUGUGUCCAACCAGAGUCUGGUGCUGCAGAAUGUGAGCCGGGAGCGAGCUGGUCUCUAUACUUGCGUUGGAAGCAAUCGGGAGGGCGAUGGCGAGAGCAACCCGGUACAUCUGGACAUUAAGUUUGCUCCGGUUUGCCGUCCGGGUCUGGUCACGACCUACAACGUGGGCCGAUACGAGCAGGCCAAAAUCGUCUGCGAGCUGGAAGCCAAUCCCACGGAAGUGGCCUUCGUCUGGAAGCACAACACCUCGGUGGCAGAGAAUCUGGACUUCCCGGCAGCCCAAGUGACCAGUGAACAGGCCAAGAGCAUCCUGCGGUUUAAGCCGAUUAGCGAAAGUGACUAUGGAACUCUCCUGUGCUGGGGCACGAACGAAAUUGGGGCUCAAACGGAGCCUUGCGUUUUCAAUCUCAUACCAGCAGGUAAACCGGAUGCCCUAUCAAACUGCACCAUCCUAAACCAGACCUUCGACAUGCUCCAGAUCGAGUGUCUGGAGGGUUUCGAUGGCGGUUUGCAGCAAGAAUUCCUGGCCGAAAUGUACGUCAUCGGCAAUCGGCAACUGAUCGGCUCUAUCAAAACAAGAGCUCCUCUUUUCGACCUGAAAGGGCUAGAGCCGGGCGUCGGUUACAACAUAUUCUUAUCGGCACGAAACUCCAAGGGGGCCAGCGAUCCGACCUACCUUCAGGCCUUCACUCUCAAGAACCCGGAAAAGCAAACCGAUCUUUCCCUGGUUUACGCACCGACGCUGCAUCAAAUCAAACCAUUUAUCGGAACCCUGCUAGGAGUGGUGGCCGCUAUCAUCUCAAUCGCUUCGAUCAUCGUGUGCAUAACCAGGUUGAGAGGCUCGGCUGGCCGGGAUCGAGAUUGUAGCAACAUGUCCACCAACGACGCUUCCGGCAUCAGUCAAUCACUGCCAACGGAUGGGGAACUGAUGAGCCGGGAGCAGCAGUGCAACGGAAGCAUCGAUAGCAUCGAGAAGAAUCCGGACAUCAUUCCACAAGGUAAAGUUUCAGUCUCUCUAAAUUCCGCAGGGAAAUUACCCCACCUGUUGGAAGAAGAUGAGAAAGCGUUCGAGUGGCUGAGCAGUUCCGGUGCCGGUGGCCAUCCGCGGUUGUACGCGACGGCUGCCCUGGCCGAACAGCAACACGGAGGACUGGGUGUUGGAGGGGGAGGAACGGCUGCCACGGUUGGGUAUCCGGAUACGAGGACAUUUUACGCGACUCUUCGAGACGGAAGCUGCAUGCAACAGAACGUAUUCCCAUCGGCACUGGCGCCCGCUGGCGAUAAUCAGAACUACAUCCCGGUACACAGCGGCAUAAUUCCGACGCCGAUCAUCGGGGGAUAUGGAUCCGACGGGCACAAGCACGACCUGACGUACGCGGAUUUGACGAGCUUGUCCGGGGGCCAUCAGAUGGGCCAGAAGCAGAUGUACGUGAGUGCCACCCUGGGCCGACCGAGGCAGUCCGAUAUCAAACGAAGUGAGCCGACGAUCUAUGCACAGAUUGAUUUGGCACACCAUCCGUCGGUCCAUUCGACAAAUUUGGUCUACACCAACACCCGGGCCGGGAUUCCGAUUUCGCACCCGGGCCAGUUUCCGGGAAGUGGGAUGGGCAUGAUGACUCCACCCCCCAGCUCGGCCAGCGGAGGACUCACGGAGAGGUUCCCCCCACCCCCGUCGCUCUUUGUCGGCGGUGGAGGAGGUGGGAUGGGGCCGCACGGAAUGGGGUCCAUAGGCCUACCUCCAACGUCGCUUAGUGGUAUCAGUGAUGCGCCCUCCAGUUUGCUGCAAACCGUCCCGGAAAUUCCACCCCUGUGUAGCAGCUCAGUCGGGGACAACAACGUCUCGGUUUGCCCUUCGCCCCUGCCGCCUACUUCCGGAUCCGGCCCUGGCCAGGUGUCGAUGGACCAGCGAGCGGCCAUGCUGCACAACGCGACCCGUUUCUGAUAGGAAAUCCGUUCCCGGGCAACUCCCCCGCCACCCCCGCUUCGAACCAGCAGCUUUGAACGGUGCUCCUAGACGGUGAAAAGGUAGAAAGAGAGAAGUAUAAUAUUAGUGAAUGAAUUCCUGGGGAAAAGUGGGGUGAAAAAAAUGUCAAAGGGUUGUCUGGCACUUUGUUUAAGGACUAUUUACCUUAAAUAGGGAAAAACUCGACUUACAACUAGCUACUUAUUCUAUUUCUAAAACUUAUUCUCUUACUCUUAUAUAGGCAGAAGAAAAAAAAACAGAAAAUCUAUAAAUGGAUAAAAACUGAAAGAAACUAAAUCUCAUUCAUCUUCUAUCAUCCACAAGCGAAAAAAAGAACCGGAUCGUACCGAAAUUUGAUAACUAGUUAAAAGUCAACUCAAACAAAAAAACUGUAACUAGACUUGAUGAGAGCCAAAAGCCCGUGUCCUUGUAUUUAUGGUCCUUUAAAGAUGUAUAUAUUCAUACAGAAAAAAAAAUUAACAAUCGGAAACAGAUUAGCCAAUUCAAAACUAGAUAAGGGAUUUUUUACCAAAGUACAUAAACAAAGGAUCAAUCAGACAAAUCCGUCGCUGGAAGUGCAUGAAAUUUAUAGAAGUUUCAACCAAGAUCGGUCACAAGAACCUAUAAAAAAAACUUGUAAUUAAAACAGAAAAGAGCAGAGCCUAGAUUAAAGUUGUAAAUAGUUUGCGGAGAGGACAAUUUUUAAGAAAAACCCAAAAUGACACUACCCAUAACAUCUACUAAUGGAAUCAUUAACAAACCAAAAAAAAAACUCAAACCCCAUACGAUUAUUGUGCUAACCAAUCUCUUGAUAAACGAAACAAACAGUAAAACAAAUAAAGUAACGAAAAGUUGUACGAAUAUGUUAACAGACAAAGUGGGAUAUUAAAACAAAAAAAAACCCGAAAACAACCGAAAGAAACAAAACUGAAAUAAAUGGAAACUAAACAAUUAACUACUAACUAACUAACUAACUAACAGAUAACAUUUACAAUUUCGAAAGAACAGAGAAAAAAAAUCAUCCAAACAAACAAAUCUGUAAGGUGAAAUUAUAAAUUAAAAAGGAAAAAAAAGUUUUUUUUUCUCUUACAAAAAAACUUUUAUUUGAUUCCUAGGUUUAACGCUUUGGUUCGUCAAUUGUCGACCCAAGUUCGAAGAACGUGAAAAAAAUAAAGUUAGGAAAGGAACACAUUUUGUGCCAGAAAUUUGUUGUAAAUAUGAAGAGAACGUUGUGUGAUUAGGCGUAAAAAAGUUUUUGACGUGAAUGAAUGCCAAAAGAACGUGCGAACAGUUUGAAAUGAUGCAACAAACUUAAACUGUGUAAAAACUGAAGAGAGUUAAAAAUAACUAUUAUAUUACCUUAUUAAUUAACAUUAUUCAAAUAAGUUCAAACGAAAAAAAAAAUAAAACCGAGAGUUUCGAAUGGAAAAGAACGAACGAACGAAAAAUAAACCUAAAAAAACAAAAUACAGUAAUUAGUCGCCGGAUGGGCAGGAGAGGUCGUUGGAGAGACUUUUGUUUGCAAAUAGAAAACAGAAAUGACUUAUACUAAUGAUUGUUAUGAUGAUGAUGGUAUGUUGCAAGUUGUAUAAUAAACGAACAAAUACAUAAAAAAAAAACAAACAAACACCCACGAUAAAUAUGAACGAUAUGGAAUGUAAAACAAUGAAUAAAUAAAAAAAAU
Molecule: messenger RNA, 4753 nt
Organism: Uranotaenia lowii
Lineage: Eukaryota; Metazoa; Arthropoda; Insecta; Diptera; Culicidae
Exons: 18
Coding region: 1-3048 (1015 amino acids)
Molecular function (GO): protein binding
Source: RefSeq, a predicted model, not a curated record